Molecule: messenger RNA, 1056 nt
Organism: Lucilia sericata (common green bottle fly)
Lineage: Eukaryota; Metazoa; Arthropoda; Insecta; Diptera; Calliphoridae
Product: DNA-directed RNA polymerase II subunit RPB1-like
Exons: 1
Coding region: 1-1056 (351 amino acids)
Source: RefSeq, a predicted model, not a curated record
AUGAAAUCGUUUACUUUGUUUGCCUUUGUGUGUUUGGUGUCUUGUGUGAGGGGAGAUACUAUACAGUUGGAACCUUCAGAGGGUAUUUUAAUACCAGCACCAGUUGCUGAAUCAUUACGUUUUGCUCGUUCGGCCUAUGGUGGAUAUUCGGCUGCUCCAGCAUAUGCACCACCUGCUCCUCCUUCGUAUGCAGCUCCAGCUGCACCAUCGUAUGCGGCUCCAGCUGCUCCUUCAUAUGCAGCACCUGCAGCUCCAUCUUAUUCCGCUCCAGCGGCUCCAUCUUAUUCCGCUCCAGCAGCUCCUUCUUAUGCAGCACCUGCUGCUCCAUCUUAUGCUGCUCCUGCUGCACCAUCUUACUCAAAACCAUCGGCUCCUUCUUACUCAGCACCAGCUGCUCCUUCAUAUGCAGCUCCAGCUGCUCCUUCGUAUUCAGCUCCAGCUGCUCCUUCAUACUCAGCUCCAGCUGCUCCUUCAUACUCGGCGCCAGCUGCUCCCUCAUAUUCCGCUCCUGCUGCUCCUUCAUAUUCUGCACCAGCCGCUCCAUCAUAUUCAAAACCAGCAGCUCCUUCUUAUUCGGCCCCUGCUGCUCCUUCUUACUCACCGCCUUCAUAUUCGAAACCAGCUGCUCCCUCAUACUCAAAACCAGCUGCCCCUUCUUACUCAGCUCCAGCUGCCCCAUCCUACUCAGCUCCUGCUGCUCCUUCCUACUCAGCUCCUGCCGCCCCAUCAUACUCAAAACCAGCUGGUCCUCCAGCAUACUCACCACCCUCAUAUUCAUUGGCUUCACCAUCACCCGCUUAUGCAGCACCAGCACCAGCUCCUGCUUAUUCCAAACCAGCCGCUCCUGCUCCAGCAUAUUCUGCUCCAGCCCCCGCCCCUGCACCCGCCUACAAACCAGCCGGUAUACCAGCACCACCAUGUCCCAAAAACUAUUUGUUCAGUUGUCAACCGAAAUUGGCACCAGUUCCUUGUGCUGCUCCUGCUGCUUCCUAUUCUGGUGCUUACUCCCACUAUGUGCCACAAUACGCCAUUCCAGUUGUCAAGGAAUUGUAUUGA